Cryptomeria japonica (Japanese cedar) is the source of this 453-nucleotide messenger RNA. RefSeq names its product protein NRT1/ PTR FAMILY 2.13-like. The transcript has a single exon. The record is from RefSeq and is a predicted model, not a curated record. Gene Ontology annotation, molecular function: transmembrane transporter activity. Gene Ontology annotation, cellular component: plasma membrane. The coding region runs from base 1 to 453 and encodes 150 amino acids. Lineage: Eukaryota; Viridiplantae; Streptophyta; Pinopsida; Cupressales; Cupressaceae. Gene Ontology annotation, biological process: transmembrane transport.
AUGGUUAUCAUUGUAGCUGUGGGAGUGGCCAUUAUAGUCGAGAGAAAACGUUUGAGAGCAGUGAAUGCCCGAGUGGAUAGCUUGAGCAUAGUCCCAUUGUCGGCGUUUUGGCUCCAUCCUCAGUUUAUAAUAAUUGGGGCAGGAGAAGCGCUUCAGAACGUUGGGAGGAUUGAUUUCUUUUACUGUGAAUUUCCAGAAACUGUACGUAGCCCGGAUACUGCUUUCGCAGGUACAAGUAUUGCAGUGGCAUUUUAUUUAAGCAGUUUGUUGGUGGGUAUCAUUCAUAAAAACGCUGAUUGGCUUACUAAUAAUCUGAACCACAGUCGUCUUUAUUACUUUUACACCCUUCUCUGUGUAAUGGGUGUGCUGAAUUUUGCCUAUUUCAUACCAUGCGCUCGUUGGUAUAGAUAUAAAGCAAAAACAGACAGCACCCAAAAUAUGUCUACGCCAUGA